CCCCAUUCCCCCAGUCUAUCCCUACAAGUGGCCAUGAACGGACUAAUUGAUCGGUUGGAAGAGAAUCAUGCUCAGUUUCCCUACACUCGGUUAAAACACUCUUCACGCUACUGUGCCGUUUCGUGCCCCGCCUCUUCUGUGGACCAACCAGCCUCUCCCACUACAUUUAGAAGUUCUCACGAGGACAUCGAUCCUCGGUAUUUUUGGGGCGACAGCUCUGAUGAGGAUGAUAUUCCGUGCAGUAUCUCAGCUAUCUUCAACUUGGACGACGUUCAAGUCGAUUCCUCUAACGUUUGUCUAGGCUCGACAGAUGAACGAAUGUGUCUGGACACCUGUGCCAUCAUCCCUGACUCAACUGGCUCGGAACACUCGUUUGAUUCCUUGCCCACUACCUCCAUCACUCUCGACGAUUCCUCGUUGCCAUCUUAAUCAUGAAACCAGCGGUCAUCGAUACUCUACUCGCAGUUUUUUUGAAAUUGGCUGUGCUGAUUAAAUCGGUUAAACUGUUAUGUCACACCGUCAUAUCGCCCACGUUUCUCGGACCCGGUGAUUGGGUUUUUACCUUUUGAAUAACUUGCUCAUAUUUUGGAGACAGAAUAUCAUUUUGUUUCCAAGCCUGCUAUGCUGCGAUACAUUGUCUAACUAAACACUGUUUUUGCAUCUAAUGGAUUGCUGUUUUUUCACCCGAUCAUCAUAUCCUAACCACUACUUCAGCGUUUGAAUGAGCUGUUAUUUUGACUCCCACCCCAAGGAUAAAUUCCUUUGCAUUGCAGCCUCUUUGAAUGCGCUUUCUGUCCCAGCCGUUUUGUAGUUAGACAUAGUCUGGAUCAUUCCACCGUUUGUUCUGCACUGGGCUCUUUUUCGCAGACAGUGCCUUUAAAUUCGGCGAUUACUGUUCCUUUUGGAAUACAAUUUCGCUGUCAAUUGCGGAUUUUACCUUUUUUGCAUGUUUUUGACAUUCUGCUUUUUUGAACUGUUACCCAAGUCACUCAUGUUGUCAUUCUCCGUCACCCUUUUGAAAGCCUUACGUGAUGAACACUGUCUACAAAGUCCGGAA
This is a messenger RNA of Dicrocoelium dendriticum, 1057 nucleotides long. The record is from the annotation of a GenBank genome assembly. Lineage: Eukaryota; Metazoa; Platyhelminthes; Trematoda; Plagiorchiida; Dicrocoeliidae.